GUAUAUCUACAAUCAUGUUUCGACACGAGACACUGAGAAGUACACGUCAAUAUUAUUAUCGUCCUUCGGGCAAUCAUUGUAUAUCUAUAGUGAGUUUGGACGAAGAUUUGUACAAUUGCCGUUGAAGUGUCGUGUAUCGCUCAUUAUUUAUCAAGUGAUAUUAUAUAUAAAAUAUUCGCAAGCUAUAAUAGAUCGUUAAAUAGAUAUAGCAAUAUGCAUUAUUGUAGUGAAGUGAUAAAAUAUGAAGGACCAAUCAGGAAAGAUUAUUACAAUCAGUUCUUCAAUCCGAACAUAUGCCACGUUUGCAAGUUGAGAGGCAACGGUAAUCUCAAAUCUUGUAAAUGUUGCUUGGUUUUUUACUGCUCAAACAAGCAUAAAAAGUUGCACUAUGAAGAAUACUCUAAAAUCUGUAAAAUUAUAUCACAUUUUGUAAAGAAAGAACCACAAAAUGUCACAGGCGAGGUAAUCUAUUUGGACGAUUGGAUCAAAUCCAGAAAAAAUUUGUUGGAGUCAGUCCAAAAGAAAAUUGAGCGUAAAUUAAAGCCGUAUGAGAAGCAGAUGAUCUUGUGGUCAAAAAAGUGUUAUCAUAUAUGUUGUAAACAGUCUACUACACUUUGGACUUGCGAACAAUGUUUUUCCGUCAGCUAUUGCCAAAGACACAAGAAGUAUUUUAACAAAAUACAUACUAAGGAACAUUGUCAAAGACUAACGGUAUUACUCAAUAUAAAUAUCGGAAAAAUGUCUUUGAAGAUUGAAAAGUUAUACGAUUUCUUUGAGUAUAUUAAACCGUUUACUCGUUUGAGGGACAUGCACGAAUUCAUUACGAAAAAUCCAGGAUUGAGGAAAAGAGGUUCAUUUUGGACUGCUAUAGAUUACGUUCUAUCUGAUUAUUUUUCAGAACCACUGACAACCUUUUAUGGACUAAAGAAAACGAAAUUACUAAGUCAUAUAAGAAGAAGAAAAGUUAUUAUUCAUGUUCUUGCAAAGUUCAUCGAUGUACACUAUGUGCGAUUUUGGGAAAUUUUGUAUCAUUUUGUGCCUCAAAUAUAUGAACUAAUAAUUGUUUGCAUAGGACCAGAAAUUGAAUCCGUUCGCGGUGAAUUAAAUUGUUGUUCUUAUUGCAAUUUAAGGAAUAAGAAGAUCUCUUUCGUAUGUUCAAGUAUGUUGUAUCACGAUUAUGUCCGACAAUUUUGCCAAGAACAUGAGCUUCCAAAUGUAAUCGUAGGAUUUCAAAUGAAAUUUUAUGAACAAAAAGAACUUUAUAAAUGGGACGAAACUAUAAAAGUAAUACAAACUAUAAAGUGCCCGCUACUUUUAAGCUCUUCAGAACCAGAAAUAAGCGAAAAUAACGUAUUAAUAAUAAAAGAUACGCUAAUGUUACCUAUAAAGCCUAUUUUUCAAGAUGAAUUCUUUUUCAACAGUUAUGUACCAUUUAAAGACUUAGAAACUGAUAAUAUAUGUAUUUUUAAUAUAGAUUUAACCGUUUUUCAUAAUUUAUAUUAUCCUGAUAAUGUCGAUUUUUCCAAGAGCAGCACUUCUAGCUAAUUAUCCGUAUUAUCUAAUAGCAGCACUUCUAGCACAUUAUUCAUAUCAUUGUAACACUACAACAGUACUGUUACUUUAGUAAUCUUAUUGUAAACAGGAUACAAAUUAUAUUGUUAUUAUGAAUCGAUUAUAAACGAUGCUAAUAAAAAUUACUUUUUAACGAUAGAAA
Odontomachus brunneus is the source of this 1714-nucleotide messenger RNA. RefSeq lists its product as uncharacterized. The record is from RefSeq and is a predicted model, not a curated record. The transcript has a single exon. Bases 214 to 1545 code for a protein of 443 amino acids. NCBI's taxonomy places the organism in Eukaryota, Metazoa, Arthropoda, Insecta, Hymenoptera, Formicidae. Gene Ontology annotation, cellular component: extrinsic component of mitochondrial inner membrane.